CAGUUUUCCACAAAACAACCCAUCGACGAUCGUGAGAACGAUCUCUCUCUCUCUCUCUGGGCUCACCAGCGAUCGAUUCCUAAUACGUACUGAUUGAUAUUCAGAGUCUCGAUUCUCCACUAAUUCAAAACCCUCUUUUUCCCAAAAAAAAACAAAAAAGAAAAAAAACAAAACAAAAAACUCUUCAAUAUUCGAAACUUCAUCGGAGAAAUUGAGAAGAAAUUCGUAUGAUGUAUUUAUAUCUAUAAGUUAGAGAUUUCUGGUAAUGGGUUUGGAAGAUUCUGAUAUUCUCGACGAUUGCGAUGGCAAAGCCUCGUCCGUGUCGUGCUCGAUUUGCCUGGAGCCUGUCACCGAUAAUGGGGAUAGAUCCUGGGCAAAGCUUCAAUGCGGACAUCAAUUUCAUCUGGAUUGCAUUGGUUCUGCAUUCAAUAUAAAAGGAGAAAUGCAAUGCCCCAACUGUCGGAAAAUUGAGAAAGGCCAAUGGCUUUUUGCGAGUGCUUGCCGACCAUUUCCCGAAUUUAGCAUGGAUGACUGGGCCCAUGAUGAGGAUCUUUAUGAUCUAAGCUACUCUGAGAUGUCUUUCGGAGUUCACUGGUGUCCAUUCAGUGGAUUAACGAGACUUCCCUUAUCUGUCGAUGAAGGGGAAUUUUCAUCAACUGCAUAUCACGAUCUUAUUGGACAGCAUCCUAUCUUUGCCGAGCAUACAGCUGUAUCAUCUUCUACUCAUCCUUGCCCAUAUAUUGCUUACCUUGGACCAAUUCACCCCUCAUUGUCAAAUUCCGGUGGGAGUGUUUCAGAUGGUUCUAGCUUCAAUAAUCACUGGAAUGGGCCGUCAGUUCCUAGUGAGAUGCCCGCUUCUUAUCCUUUUCCGGCCGUGGAUGUCCGUUAUCACAGUUGGCAGCACCAUUCCUCUCCCUUCCCUACAUCAAGCAGCCAUGUUGGUGGUGCUGAUCAGUCUUUGAUUCCAUCUGUGACUCAGAGGGCAGCUAGACCGAAUUCUGAUAUACCAAGAUCAGGAUCUUUUAUGCAUCCAUUCCUUGUGGGCCACAGUUCUGCUGCUAGAGCUGGGAGCUCAAUAGCGUCUUCAAUGAUACCUCCUUACCCUGGCAGUGUGGCUCGGGCCCGUGAUCGCGUCCAGGCUCUCCAGGCAUACUUUCAGCAACCCACCAAUUCACCACCCGUACGCAUGCCCAUCAUGUCUGGCACGCGGAGAUCUAGCAGUCAUAGGGGCGUGACUCAAGUUGGACCAGUGGCCUCAUCAUCUGAUCAGACUGGUGGCUUCUACUUCUUCCCGCCAGCUUCGUCUGGUCGAAAUUUCCCAGAAGCAGAAAAUCAUCCAAUGUCAAAUCGCUUCCAUGCGUGGGAAAGAGAGCACGUGACUUCAUUCCCGUUGAGCCAAGGCGACAGAGAUCUGGGUUGGGGCCCAUUUCAUCAGGCGGGUGGUGGGUCAGAUACUGCCAUCAGAUCUACUAGCUUUCGCCAGAGGUAUGCAUCUGAGAGAAUGCCACCACAAAAUCGGUCAUAGAUGACUUAAUAUUCUGCUUUGGUGAAGAAAACAAUGAACACUAUGACUGAAAUCAAAAAGUUAUGUAUGUUUGAGAAAGGAUAUAUAAUGCUUGGCGUCAAUGACGAACUCAAUACUGUGGUGUGGCCCUGAAAAUAUCAAUUUUUGGUAGCCAUGCGCCUGUGUGCUGGACUGGCUUCCUCUUGUUUCUGUGCCCUGGGGAUGAUAUAUAUAUAUAUAUAAAUAACAUUGCAUUGCAUGUUCAAUGGCAGAAUUUCAAGGCUUAUUAUAGCAAUUGGGCUUUCCUUGUCUCAUACAAGUGACCUAGGUACCUUGAUGGAGUAGUGAAAUUCCCAGUGACCUGGUAAAAUGUUUUUGGGAUGGUCAUCUAGUGCUGUCCAAAACUUUAAUGGUUGAAUGAUUUUAUUUAAGUGGACAUUCAAAUAUC
Messenger RNA from Camellia sinensis, 1952 nucleotides. Its product is annotated as E3 ubiquitin-protein ligase RFI2. The record is from RefSeq and is a predicted model, not a curated record. NCBI's taxonomy places the organism in Eukaryota, Viridiplantae, Streptophyta, Magnoliopsida, Ericales, Theaceae. Gene Ontology annotation, molecular function: ubiquitin-protein transferase activity.